Molecule: messenger RNA, 9595 nt
Organism: Aplysia californica (California sea hare)
Lineage: Eukaryota; Metazoa; Mollusca; Gastropoda; Aplysiida; Aplysiidae
Exons: 3
Coding region: 1624-8559 (2311 amino acids)
Biological process (GO): regulation of transcription by RNA polymerase II
Cellular component (GO): nucleus
Molecular function (GO): DNA-binding transcription factor activity, RNA polymerase II-specific; RNA polymerase II transcription regulatory region sequence-specific DNA binding
Source: RefSeq, a predicted model, not a curated record
GGGAGACUACCCAUGAACAAAUGUAACUGGAUUAGUCCACAAAUGCUCACUUUCCUUGCAAUUCUGAUGUAACAGGGAUCUGAUAUAACAGAACUUUUUCUCUGGUCCCACCAUCCCUGUUAUUUCAGUUUUCCACUGUAUGUUAUUAGAUGAUAGAUGACACAGGCGUGCAUUUGAACGAAUUUGCCCUUUUUUGUAUAGUGUGUAUGGUACAGUUCAGUGUAUUUUCUUGGAAUUGUUCAGGUUUUCCUUGGUAUGGCAUCAGAAAAAUGAAAAUGCCUCUCAUUUGAAACCAAGCAACUUUUGAUUAAGAAAGUCGCAUACAUUGCAAUUAUACAUUAUUGCUCAUGCCUGUAAUUAUCUCCAUAAAAACCUCAUGUUUGUUAUCAUGAACACUCGUUUGUUUUUUUAUUUGAAAACACUUGUGUUUAUGUGUUUUAAAUUUAAGUUAAAUUUUAAAGUGUCCUGGGGGAACUUCAAAAGCACUACACCACUUCAGCCUGUCGGCAAGCUAUCUAACGUCACCAGAUAUCAACCUGAUGACCAAAAGGUUAAUAGGGGCCCAUGAAGCUGUGAGGAAUCACAGGACUACAUGAUUCAAGGUCUGAGAGGUGGCCUGAGGACUGAUGAGUAUUGAGUUUAAAAACUCUCCAUCCACAGGGUCCUUGGCACAUAAUAGCCAAGUUACUGAAAUAGCAAAAGCAUUUUCAAGGGGUGAACAGGGUAUUUCUGUGGCAAUUAAAGUUUCGACUGUUGUGCUCGCUGAUGAUUUCGUGAAAGUCUAAUUAAAUAUUUAUGAUGGCCUACGUCAUGGGUGAUAGUUUCCAAAUUAAGGAUGGGAAGUAGUGAUUGUUUGAUUAUAAAGACCCUUUUCUCCUGCCUGUAGGCAAACGACCUCUAGAUACCACCACGGGCAUCGCGAAAAGUACUCACCCAUCGUUUGGACCGUGCUUCAUAUAUGCGUCAGUGUUUAACAAAUCUUUCAUUGAAACUGACAGUUGCCUGUGAUGUGAUUUUUUAAUAGAAGUUUUAUAAGCAAAGAAGUUAUAGUAUAUAUCAUUGGCUGGCCGCAAUUAUGGCUUACUGUCUGUCUGGCCACAACAAAAAUGGGGCCUCGUGUCCCCAGAGCCACCAAAUGCCAAAUGUGGGCACACAUGCGCUUGCACACACACACACAUAAACAAACACUCGUACACAUGACAUUUAAGGACUGGGCUUUCCUCUGAACGAAAAAAAUCUUGCCUUUGAACUCAACCCAUGCCUAUUUCCUAACCCCACCAUUUUGAUCCACCCACUGCAACUAGAAGCAAGGUAUUUUUUUGCUUAUAUUGAAGAAGUGGUAGACUUCUAGUAGCAGAAAGCACCAGGAAUUGUUGAAAUAUUCAGUAUUAAUUUAAUAGGAAAUUAAUAAUAAAUUUUAAUCUUCAGUAUAGAGCAGGGAAAUGGGUACUGACAUCCAGACAUGUGGAUUAGAAUUUCAUUAAAAAAAAGCAUUCAUUCAUCCCUCCAUCCAUCCAUCAUUGUAUCCCCAGGUGAUGAAUUUACCAAGUAUGUGUGCUAGUCCGAAGGCACUCGCUCUGAUGACAAAGUAUUUCCAUGAGCUGAUUGGGACGUCUUUCUGUGAUGGCAAGUGAAAAGGGCUCAUCUGCAGUCAACUGGGAAGCUCUAGGUAUCCUGACAUGUGAACGAUGUCACCUGAAAACAAGUGACAAGACGCUCCUACAGUUCCACAACUGCAGGAUCAGCAAACGAAAAGUUUCAUCUUCCAGUCAUGUCAGCAGAACAGCUCCUUGUACAGAAGCUGUUGUCGCAAAUACUGCUUCGUCCUCGAACACAGUGCCAUUGGCAGUUAGUAGAGAAAAGCCAGGGUCUAGUGCAGGAGUUACAUCUGUAACUCUCCCACGAGUCACAGCUGUCGUUCAAUACAACCGAGCUAAAGGUACGUUUGCAUGUUCACUGUGUCGAGAAGGAUAUAACGAGCAGGAGUUCAUAGAGCAUUUACAGAGUCAUAUGUGGUUAAAACCAUAUAAGUGCAAUUAUUGUGUUGGUGAGUUUGAGACUCGUGAUGCGAUCUAUGCUCACAUAAGCACAGAACACGUUGGUGAAGAGCUCCGUGUUUGUUUGAAACUGUCCCCUAGAACUAAGGAUGUGAUAUAUGGAGCGAAAGGUAAUUCCAAGAACACCUACUUUUUCUCAGCUUUAAAAGGCAACUCAUGUAAGUCCAAAUCUGAUCUUCCACAAGAUGGAUCCCUAAGACAGUGUUCUGUUUCAAUAAACCAGUCAAGAUCAGUGGUAGGCCCACCUCAAGGCAGCCAGGAAAUAGUAACUAGUGUGAAUCAGGGAGUACCAUGUAUCAUAGUUUCAGUGGCUGUUCCUGUUGCUUCUGUUGCAGGUGUGACUCCAGGAGGAUCGUUGAUUGUGGCAUCCCCGAAACCAUCUUUGUGUUCAAUUACAAGCAUGACCACCACAUCCUCAGCCACUAUACCUCGCCUCUCGACUGCACAACCCUCAAACCCCACAUCAAUUGCUCAGAGUGGGAGCAUUUUCAGACCUCAUCAGAUGAAACCUAACGCAAACCAGCAAAUGGCUGGGGCUCAACUUCGUUUUCCAAGGGUACUGGCACCGGUACCUAGUGCAGGGAUGAAAAGUGAUACCCACAGGGUUUGUCGAUCAGUUUCUUUGAAUGAUGGUUCACUGUCACAAGCACCCGACUUGAGGAGAUCUUUAUCUGCAAGAGAAGGUAAUGUUUCUACCUCAUUGUCCACUUUGUCCAGAUCGGCAGAUUGUCCUGUUACCAGUAGAAAGGUGUCAAUGAAAUUGGUCAACAGUGCUACUGAGUCUUCAGUAGCUGCAUGUGACAAUACUUAUGGUUAUGAUCAAAUUAUGAAAGAAGGACAGGGUGCUAAAGUGAGUCAGAGCAACAAAGUAGAUAUGAAAAGCACACUGAGAGCACUUCGGGGAGUUUUCUUGUGUAUGACCUGCAAAAUCAAGUGGGCCGAUCAUCAGGUAUUACUGUUCAUUAAACAUGUGUGGGAGCACAUACAUCCUGGGACUUGCCAGUGCUCCAAUGAAUUUCCUGAAAAAAAUCCAUGUGCAAGUUUAAAAGAAGCUUUGCGAGUUAUUUUCUCUAAUUCUCUCGAAAAAAUGCCAGAUGAAGUUAAGCAGUACAUCUCUAGGGUCACAGCUGAUUCAGACAAGGAAGAUACCCCUGUUGCUAAAAAGGAAGUUGAGCCUCUUCAGACCGCUGUCACCACAGACAUCCCUGAACCGUCAAAUGAGAACCUGUGCCCAUCAAACCAUUCUGUACCAAAAGCAAGUGAGUCUUCAUUGCCUGAGAAGCAGGUUGAAAAUAACGUAUGUUCUGCUUCGCCCAUUUACUCUUCUUCAGCCCUUCCGCAUGGCAGUAAAAAGACAAUCCCAUGUCAUGUAAACAACUCUCAAGCCCAGUCAAAUGAAUCAUCAUUGCAGAAAGCUUCUUUGGGAAAUGCUCUGAUUGAUGACACCAGACCUGCUGAUGAAUUUCUCCUUGAAAGGAAUAAAGAGCCUGCUUGUGUUUCUUCAGAAAACGAAAGGUUAAUACCUCAGCUGAGCAGUGAGCAAACGUCUAAUUCUCUUACAAAUGUGUCAUCUAAAGCAGCGAAUAGACGUUGUAACAGUGAUGCAGAGAAGAGCCAGAGUGUCGAAAGUGAAAGUGAAUUGUCUUGUUUUUACAAAUGUGGGUUCUCUCAGUGUACCUUUUCAAGCUAUAAACCUAUGGAGUUAUUGUUGCAUACUUCACAGGCACAUGGGCUUGAAUCUGAGUUUCCAUGUGUUUAUUGCGGAUACAUUGGAAGUCGAGACAGUGUGCUGUUGAGCCAUAUGCAAGAACACAUUUGUGACGAGGAGAAAUCAAAGUUCAUGUACUCCUGCUCUUUGGUUUUUGAUUCAGGAGAUGUGAAGGACUUGAGGCAUCAAAGACUGGAUGUUCUGUUCAGUAUGGUAAACAGUUACAUGAUGGGUGAAUCUAGUAUGAACACAUCAUUCAAGCUAUUGUGUAAAUACUGCGAUCAGACUUUUGACGAAAUAGGAGAUCUAAAACAACACUAUGAUGACUCUCUUUUGUUGACGGUUGUGGAGUGCAGACACUGCAUGGGUUAUUUUUUAGAUUCUGCUUCUUGUAAAAGGCAUAUCUCACGUGAGCACCCAAAUUCACGUGUAUUUUAUCGCUUCAGUAAGAAGCUUCUAUGUAAGAAGAAUGAAGUAAUGGGUGCCGCUUUUGAAAAGUUCAAGAAGGCAUACAAGGAUAAAUUUGUUUCAAGAAGACAGAGCACUGGCACAGACCUCAGUGACAAUAUUGCAGUCUGUAGGAACAUUUGUAGUCCAGAUCCUAUGAGUAAGGCGCCUCAGGGGGCUUUAAAUAGGACUCCUGUUUGUAGUGAUGUGUCUGAUACCAAUUUAGUGCAACAAAAGAACUGUGAAGCAUUUAAUUACACUGACGGCCAGGCUGAAAAAAUACCGAAAGAAAAUGGUGUAUGUAACAGCACUCCUCCACUAGUUGAUUUGGAGUUGCUUGGGGUGAUACGUAAUGAAUGUGUUGAAGAUGGAGAUGGCGAGGUUUCAUCUGUAGCCAUUCAGAGCACCAGUGAUUUGAAUCAGGGUAAUAGGAUGGGGGAAACGGGGGAUACUGGUCACGAUAAAGGAACGACAAACUCUGCAGAGGUUUCAACUGUGAGAAGAUGUCCAGCACAAGAUCUAAUAUCAUCAAAUCUGGAACCAAGCAAGAACACAUCCUCUGAAGUCUGUGGACAGAAAACAAGCCUGAAACCCUCCUGGGAACUUCAUUCCGAAUGUGUGGAUGUAAUGGAAGUACCCAAUGGGGAGAAUGAGCAGGCUGUCAAAAUUCAGUCUUCAAAAAAAGUACAAAAUGAAAUUGAUGUUUCAGCAGAAUCUAGUGAUGUCCCAAUUGAAAAAAGGGACAGUACUGUUUCCAGUGUGUCUCCUCUGAAUAUUGCACUACAGGGCAAUGAUGAUCAGGGAGAAAAGGAUCCCAAUUGCCCAAGGAAAAAGCAAUCUCCAAAUACUGACAUCCAAGGAGAAAAAGGUGAUGAUCAAAAAAGGGGGGGGAAAUCCUCUGAUGCUUAUUGCCAAAAGCAAAAGGAGGAUUCCAAAAAGGAAAAACAAAGAUCUAUAGUUUCUGAAUGUGUUGAUCAUGGAGAAAAUGAUCAGCUCUUAAAAGGUUUCAAAGGACAAAGAGGAGAUCAUAACAAAACUGAAAAGCCUUCAGAUUCUUGUAGCAGAGAAGAAAAAGAUCAGAACCACAGUACUGAAGAACCAAAUGUUUCACUUAUUGAUGGCGUGGUGCAUAAUAAUAGCUGCAGAGCAGAAAAACAAAAGUUUUCAGAUACUGUGUGUGAAGUAGAUAAGGAUCGAGACAAUAGAACUGAAAAAACUAAAUCAUCAAAUGCUGGCAGCGAAGGGAAAAAAGACCAGGACUACAGAACUGUGAAACAGUCUUCACAUGGGCGUACUGAAGAAAAGGAUCAUGAGGAUGGAAAUGAACUGGAAUGUUCAUCAUCUGGUAAUGACCAAGGAGGAAAACCAUGCAGGUUAGUUGAAAAGCAACAGACUUCAGAUAAGGAAAAAAGUAUUUCAGUUUCCCCACAAGAUUUCUUUUGUGCACCCUCACGUAGUAAGGAUAAAAGUGAACAUCAUGGAAAAGACCUUGAAAAGCUAAGAUGUAGUGUUCCUGGUUCAGAUAUAAAGUCUGUACAGGAAAGUGAAACUGUGACUGAAGAGAAAGAAGGAGAGCUGGAAAAUGUAGUACACUGUGAUACACAGUUUGUGACAGACUCUGUAACUUCUGACAACAGUAGUUCUCCUUCAGCUAGGGAUAGGCUGAACAGUGCUGAAAAUGAAAAGUCUGUUGCUAGUGGGAAGGUGAUGAAUUCAUCUCUGUCGCAAAGGACUUCUGCUUCAGAUAAUUUAUUUGAAAGAAUAGGCUCAGACAUUUUGGCUGCUUUUAGUAACUCUGUACAUAGACCGUCAAGUAAGUUACCUGAGAAAACCAAACAGCUUGUUUUGAAUACAGAAGUCGUGGAGACAUUGGAACAACCAGAUGUGCCCGUGCCUCAUGAUAAGGACAAAAGACAAGGUGAGGUUCAGCUGCUUAGGUUGUACGAUACUUGUGGCACUGAAGCACUGGACUGUCUGGACAGUCUUUACGCUACUGACAGAAAUGGAAAAUAUACUUGCAAAAAAUGCACAAAACGAUUCAAAGGUCUGAAGAUCAUCCACUGCCAUGUUUUAUGGUGUGUAGGAGGAAUUGCAAUAGCUUUGUGCCCACACUGCCUCUACAAAGAUGCACAUCCAAAACUUAUUACAAACCACAUAAAAAAGAUGCACCCUGGGGAAGAUGCCGAGGAAAAGCUUUUCCAUCAGGUUGACUGGCCCUACUUGUCCAAUACUCUUCAAAGUCAGAAACUGAACAUUGAUAAUUUUCGAAAUAUUUGCAAACCCUUCACUGCUGUCAAUGUUCAUGCGGAGAAAGCUCAGGAAGAACAUGUUGAGAUGCUGUGUUCUGAGUCGCAGGAGAGUGAUGAAAAAAGAGGUCAAGCUCAAGUAUGUGUGGAAAAAGAAUGUGCAGGAGAUAAGACUGACCAGGCAACAGAAAAGCUGUGUCUUGAAGUGAUAGCAGAAAAGAGUACCAGUCACAGUUGUCUGAGUGAAAAACGAAAAGCCUCCGAUCACCUGCACCCUUUGAGCAGUAGUAGUGCUUCCAAACAGAAUAAGGUCUGUGCGAACACAGAGCCAAGCAUUCCUGUGGUGUCGGAGUGUCAGGUUGAAGAAACCAGUUUGUCAUCACAAGUUUUAAAUGAAAACUAUGAUUCCAAUGAAAAGCAAGUUAAUUCUAUGCAUACUUCAGUUGACAAUGUGCCACAGAAUUCACACCAAGACAUUCAAAGUUCAACUGGUUUGAUUGAAAGUCAUUCUUCAAGUAAAAGUACUGUGUUGUUUAUGUGCACUCACUGCACGUACAAAUCAUAUUCUUACACUGUAGCUCAAAGACAUGCAAGGCAUGACCAUGAAGGAACUUUAGCUAAAGUGAAGAAAGUCAGUACUCAAGAACAAAAUAUUGAGGAGUCCAGAGAGCGAUAUAAAUGUCGGCUGUGUCCUGUUGAAUAUGAAAAAUGGGAUGAUAAUGCCAUGCAAAAACACAUAGACGAGAAGCAUAAAUUUUUUGAGUGCAGCUACUGUAAAUUUCCAUAUUUCAUCUUGAGCCAUUUAUAUAACCAUAUGAAAUUUGCCCACCAAGAUGAUGGAAGCAAGGUGGAUAAACUCUCUCCAUCUUCAGUGUUUGUUGAUGUGUGUGACGCAAAGAGUAAGCCAAUAUUGACCUUGGAAACAGAAGGCUUGUUAGUGCAAAAGGGUCAAAAGAGAAAUAUGAACCAAAAUGAAACAGAUGCUGUUGGUAUCAAAACUGUGAAACGAAGAUGCCUUAAAAAAUACGUGGGGCUGAAGAAAGGCAAAUUUCCGAGUAAAGAACUGACCUUCAUGGGCAAUAAACUGCCUUCUGAAAGUGAAAAUGAAAUAUGCAUUGAUUUAACAACUGACAAAGAUGAUAUCGAAGCUUCCAGUAAGAGUGAAAAACAAAUGACAGAGGUGCCUGUGUCUGAAAUUGUUUGUAAUAUAUGCCAUGCACACUUCAAGUGUUUUAAAACAUUGAAGACCCAUAUGGGCUUGUUGCAUCGUACACUGCCAUUUCAAGGCAUUGGUAGACAGUUGAAUCCUGUUCUCAGCAAGUCUUCUGCUGAUACACCCAUGACUAAUGAGCUACCUGCUGGGACAGCAUCAGAUGAUAAAGACCAGUCAGAGAGCCCUUCAACUCAAAAUGGCAAAAGCUUCAACAAGACUGAAGAGUUUCUUUUGAAUAAUGAACUGGCAGAGAGUGAUGCAUGUGCUAACAUGCCUGUGUCAAGUUUGACAGACCAGACUGAAUCGGAUACCGUUACUGUUUCUCAAGAUACUACUCAUGUACCAGCACACAGCCCACCUACCCGCUACAGCUGCCAUUUGUGUGAUGCCAUCCUGAGUACAGAAUUCUUCUUCAGACUGCACCUGGCCAAACACGGAGGGUUCUCCAAACUGUCUGUUCUCACUUCGACUGAUGGAUUACUAUUGUGCUCUAAAUGUGGCUACAUUGCAGUCAGUAUGAAUGAUUUGGCUCAGCAUACUGCUUCACAUAUGGAUGAACGGAGGUAUUUUUGCUCCCUUUGUGGAGCUGAUGCCCAUCAAAAAGCAGGUGUUACAUGCCAUAUUAAGAAAAUGCACAGAGAAGAAGACAAUGCAAUGGUGAAAGACAGGAAAAAACAAAAAGAGUCUGUAGAUCUGAAACCAAAAUUAGUUUGUUUUGACCCCAUGGUCUGUAUUGUUGACCCCUUCAAGCAGACUCCAGAAGACUUGAGAAACCUGCUCUCAAGAAAUGGCAUAACACUCUUGGAUAGUGUUGUAGAUGAACACUCAAAUAUUCUUGACUUUGUAAAAGAUGAUGAAUUGUUUGAGGUCACUAUAAAGCCUUUUUAGCAUUAGACGUGUAUUCCUUGUUUGUUAAUGCUGGCAAAAGAAAACAUUUUUAUGUUGCUAUUCAGUGCUCCAUAAAACAUGUGCUAGCAUUAUAAUUGACCCACAUUUGUGUGUUUUAUCAUGCUUUUUAAAGCUCCUUUUUCUGUCAUAUCGGGGUGUUUACAAGUGUCAUAUUGUUGCCGGGCUUAUAUGCAGCCAUACUUCACCAAAGUCUUGUCAAUUUGCCUUUUUUUAUUUUGAGCUGCCUUAUUAAAAUCCAAUUUAUUGUAUUCUGCAAUAAUACUAAUACUACCAGUACUGAUUGUAUUAUACACACAUAGUAUUACAAAUAAACUUGCAUAAUAAUUGUCUUUUGUACUUGACCUUGAAAUACAUGAUUUGUGUGGAGGACAGGGAGUGAUUGUUCAUCUAUGUUUUGUUGAGAACAAGCACUAGUGCAGUACUGGUUAAAUCUUUUAGUGACGAAAGUAAGAAUGAUAAGUUUCGGUGGGAUUUUUUGGGGGUAAUUUUUUCUUCAUGUGACUCCGGACAUCCUCACAAAUGCAAACAUCUGUGAAAGCACCUUCAAGUUGCCAGUAGAGAGUUAUUAGCUCUGACCAUACAGCUUCUCUGUGUCAGGCUUGUAUUGGACCUCCGCAAGAUGUUCUAUAGUCAUGUUAUGGACUUUCCUCAAACAUGUGUUCUGUAGUAGUCAUUAACUUCCACCAACAGAUGUUCUGUACUCCUUAACUUCCGCCAACAAAUGUUAUGUACUCAUGGACUUCCACCAACAGAUGUUGCUGUACUUAUGUUGUGUUCGCAAGUCUCUGACUGGCCAGUCCUUAGCUUCGUUUACUUAUUAAGCGUCUGCAUGCAUCCAGCCUGUUGUUAUGACCUAGUUUCAGUUGUUGAGCUUUUUUGUAUAGCACUGUGUAUGUUGUCUGUUACAUUCUUGUAUCUUUCUUUGCGGCUUCCUGAAUUAAUAACUUAAUAAGUUAUACAUUCUAAUUAUAUAGUGCAUAAUUUGCUCAAUGUGUUUCACAAUAAUACAAAAAAA